CCUUUAUUCUGUCCUUUCCUGUCUCUUGAAGGAUAACGACUAACUGCAAUUUCGAUUUCUUCUUACAAUAUCAUUGAGUCGGAUUAGCAAUCAUGAAGCAACUAGAAGUUUUAAAUGAAUAUUAUACUGAUCUAGAUUACAAUAUCGACAAAGACGAAGCACUGGAAAAAAUAAGUGAUCUAUCUAAGACAGUAAGGUUCCAUAAUUCCAUCAAUAUUUCAGACAGAUUGGAGGUACUGGCGAAUAUAAUACAAGAUAAUAUAUCGUUUUUUAAAUCUGUUUGUGCACACGUAGAUAUGAUUGAUACUAUUGUAGGGUAUUUAAAUCAUUAUGCAGCAUACAUUAAGUAUAUCAAAGAUGAUAGUAUCGAGAUUAUUCAAGUGACGAUCUUUCCAUUAAUACAUACACUCUUCCAUAUAUGUGAUGAAUUUGAAAUAAAAGCAUUUUUGUUACUUCCUAUCUUGUAACUAUAUAC
This is a messenger RNA of Temnothorax curvispinosus, 475 nucleotides long. RefSeq lists its product as uncharacterized. The record is from RefSeq and is a predicted model, not a curated record. Bases 93 to 467 code for a protein of 124 amino acids. The transcript is spliced from 4 exons. Lineage: Eukaryota; Metazoa; Arthropoda; Insecta; Hymenoptera; Formicidae.